Molecule: messenger RNA, 2366 nt
Organism: Mangifera indica (mango)
Lineage: Eukaryota; Viridiplantae; Streptophyta; Magnoliopsida; Sapindales; Anacardiaceae
Product: U4/U6.U5 tri-snRNP-associated protein 2-like
Exons: 10
Coding region: 304-1995 (563 amino acids)
Biological process (GO): protein deubiquitination; spliceosomal complex assembly; mRNA processing
Molecular function (GO): zinc ion binding; cysteine-type deubiquitinase activity
Source: RefSeq, a predicted model, not a curated record
CAUUUACCAACUUUUCUUCUUCCUAAAAUUUAAAAGCAACAACAGUCGCAAAGCACCCCACUCCACCCCGAGGCAGCAGUUUCACCCCCACUGCGGAAUCCCGCAAAUCUGCAGCUCUAGCCCCUUACAAACUCGGCAACUAAUAUCCCCACCGUUCCUACUCACAACCAAUCUACCCCACUUGGCAUCCCGCUGCGCUGGCAGCCCAACCUCCGCCUUCCUCACCCGUCGCCCCACCAAACCAACCUAAUUCCCCCUUCCUUCUCUCAUAGCCUUGCUACUCCAUAGAGUUGAAAUUUGAAGAUGUCCAGGAAGAGGGAAAAUGGUGAUAGUGGGAAUGAAGAUGGGUACUCAAAGAGGCUAAAAGUGGCAGCAGAGCAGUCGUCACCAUCCCCUUCUCCUCUUGGAUUUGAGAACCCGCUAUUACCAUUAGCUAACACGUAUGAUGAUGAUGAGGAGGAUGAGGAAGAAAUUGGAAGGAGGGUGCUUAGUGGAGGAUCCAGUAGAGCCAAGGAUGAACAAUAUGGUUAUGGAGUUCAAGAAGAUGGGAAUGAGGAUGAGGAUGGCCGUGAUGAUCAAGGGGUUGGUCAAGGGAAACGAAGCAGAGUCGUUGAAGUAAGGCGGGACUGUCCUUAUCUAGAUACUGUUAAUCGUCAGGUGUUGGAUUUUGAUUUUGAGAAGUUUUGCUCUGUUUCUCUGUCGAACUUGAAUGUGUAUGCAUGCUUGGUUUGUGGGAAGUAUUAUCAAGGAAGAGGACAGAAGUCCCAUGCAUAUACUCAUAGUUUGGAAGCAGGACACCAUGUCUAUAUCAACCUUCGAACAGAGAAAGUUUACUGCCUUCCCGACGGAUAUGAAAUUAAUGAUCCAUCAUUGGAUGAUAUUCGGCAUGUGCUAAACCCAAGGUUUACCAAGGAUCAAGUAGAACAGCUUGACAAAAAGAAGCUGUGGUCUAGGGCGUUGGAUGGUUCAGACUACCUGCCAGGAAUGGUGGGUUUGAAUAACAUUAAGGAGACUGAUUUUGUGAAUGUCACAAUUCAAUCCCUAAUGAGAGUUACUCCAUUAAGAAAUUUCUUUCUUAUCCCGGAAAACUAUCAACACUGCAAAUCUCCACUUGUUCAUCGAUUUGGAGAACUCACAAGAAAGAUUUGGCAUGCCCGAAACUUCAAAGGACAGGUGAGUCCACACGAGUUUCUGCAAGCAGUUAUGAAAGCCAGUAAAAAACGUUUUCGUAUAGGUGCACAAUCCAAUCCUGUUGAGUUCAUGUCAUGGCUUCUUAACACACUGCAUGCAGAUCUUAGAACAACAAAGAAAAAUACUAGUAUCAUCCAUGACUGCUUUCAGGGGGAAUUGGAGGUUAUAAAGGAGAUUCCUGGUAAUGCAAUCUCUGAGAAGAAAGAAAACGGUGACGAUCUGAAUGCUGCUCAGAUAACUGAUGGUGGAAGUGAACAGAAUACUAUUAUGAAGGAAACUUCUAGAAUGUCGUUCCUGAUGCUUGGCCUUGAUUUGCCACCACCACCUCUUUUCAAAGAUGUGAUGGAAAAAAAUAUCAUACCUCAGGUUCCAUUAUUUAAUAUAUUGAAGAAGUUUGAUGGGGAAAUGGUGACUGAGGUUGUUCGUCCUCGUGUGGCUAGAAUGAGAUAUCGUGUCACAAGAUUACCACAAUACUUGAUCCUUCACGUGCGGCGCUUCACAAAGAAUAAUUUUUUUGUGGAAAAAAAUCCAACACUUGUCAAUUUUCCUGUGAAAAAUUUGGAAUUGAAGGACUACAUACCUUUGCCAACACCGAAAGAGAAUGAAAAAUUGCGUUCCAAGUAUGAUUUGAUUGCCAAUAUUGUUCAUGAUGGUAAACCUGAGGAGGGGUUCUACAGGGUUUUUGUGCAGCGGAAGUCAGAAGAAUUAUGGUAUGAGGUGCAGGAUCUUCAUGUUUCAGAAACUCUUCCUCAAAUGGUUGCACUCUCUGAGGCAUAUAUGCAGAUAUAUGAGCAGCAGCAAUAGCUUAAAAAAAUAAUAAUAAAAGAAGGGUUAGCAAAACUGAUAGAGCAUUAGAAUUUUUAGGGAGAAAAUCUAGAUUCAAGCCCUUGUCAUGUUUGUAAAACCCUCUAAUUAAUUACUUAAAAAAAAAGGCAAUAACUGAAAACAAUUGAAGCUACAAUGGUGAAUGUGUAUUAACUGGUUCAAUUUGCUGUCAGAUGAGUUCAAUUUUGUGUACUGGAAAAAGUUAUUGACUCUUUUAAGCUAGCAGAUAUGCCACUGUAGAAGCAGUUGCCUUGGUUUAGGUUUAGAAAAAUGUCUGAGGUUUUAUAGAAAUUGUUAUACACAAUUUUAUUAUGCUCUGGAAAUCUUCAGAAAGCAUCAAUUUGCAUCAA